AAAAAGAAAAAUAUCCGGUUGACCUUUAAAAUGAGCAGCUUUCCUCUUGCGAACUUCACAAGCUAAAUGGGUGGAUCGCACAUUGAACAGGAGUUUCAGUAACAUUAGCUAAAGGAACACAGACAGAGAAACAAGGAUAAUUCGGAAAGGAACGUUGAAACAUAUUUGUUGGCCUGUCUAAGAGCGACAUUGGAAAUGUUUUCCUUGUCAACAACAGUCCAACCACAGGUCACUGUCCCCCUGAGUCACCUGAUCAACGCCCUCCACUCCCUGAAGAGCUCAGUGGGAAGCAGCAGCAGUGCCACUGCUAAACCUCCGCAGAAACAGCAUGCCUCAGAACAAGACUUGCAUAGUAACGAGCCCACGUGGAGCCUGAGGGACCUGGGCCUGUCUGACCUGGGCGUGCGGCAGCUGGACGAGAUAGUGAGCGGUGUGUUACCUCGCCUGAGUCAACAGGGUGUGCCGUCCUCAUCCAGCCCCAGCCAAAAGGCCUGGAGGACCUCCCACCUGUCCUCACAGUCAUUCUUUCACAACAAGCAUGGGUCCUUUGGUGGCAAAAUUGGCAUUGACUCCCCUGUUUUCUGCAGACAGAUCCCCUCACCUCUUCAAUCCAUUUUCACAGAGCUCCACUACUGGCCAGUGUGGGUCCAAAGCCGAGGCUUUAAAACUCUAAGGAAACACAAGCGACUGCAGGCAGGCUUUGAGCGUCCCAUGGAACCAGAUGGCUUUACCCCAUCUUUUAUGAAGGGCCUCCUGACGCGUGAUAAGGGGAUGGAGGUGGAAACCUUGGACAAGCUCCUGAAGAGCAAGAACAUUCCAGAUGGGCAGCAAGAUUCUUUUAAGACUGGGUUUGCCGAGGGAUUCCUAAAAUCCCAAGCGCUGACACAGCGCAAACAAGAUUCUCUGAGGAGGACGAGGUUUAUACUGCUGGUCCUGCUGCUGGUGGGACUCUACGGCCUCUCCAAGACCCCCUUCCUAUCGGUGCGAUUCCGAACCACAUCAGGCCUGGACUCGGUGGACCCUGUCCAGAUGAAGAACGUGACAUUUGAGCACGUCAAGGGGGUGGAGGAGGCCAAGAACGAGCUGCAGGAGGUGGUGGAGUUCCUCCGGAGCCCAGAGAAGUUCACCGUCCUCGGAGGGAGACUACCGAAAGGGAUCUUGCUGGUUGGCCCCCCUGGCACUGGGAAGACUCUGUUGGCCAGAGCCGUAGCUGGAGAGGCCGACGUCCCCUUCUAUUACGCCACCGGUUCGGAAUUUGAUGAGAUGUUUGUGGGGGUUGGAGCCAGUCGCAUCAGAAACCUCUUCAGGGAAGCUAAAGCCAACGCCCCAUGUGUGAUCUUCAUUGAUGAGUUGGACAGCGUCGGAGGGAAGAGAAUCGAGUCUCCCAUGCACCCUUACUCCAGACAGACCAUCAACCAGCUACUGGCUGAGAUGGACGGGUUCAAACCAAAUGAAGGGGUCAUCAUCAUCGGGGCGACAAACUUCCCUGAGGCUUUGGAUAACGCUCUGAUCAGGCCGGGUCGUUUUGACAUGCAGGUCACUGUCUCCAAACCAGACGUGAAAGGACGCACAGAAAUCCUCAACUGGUAUUUAAGGAAGAUCAAAGUAGACCCUGACAUCGAGGCUGGGAUCAUCGCCAGGGGCACAGUGGGCUUCUCCGGGGCCGACCUGGAGAACCUGGUGAACCAGGCAGCUCUGAAAGCGGCGGUGGAUGGCAAAAACAUGGUGACCCUCAAAGAGCUGGAGUUUGCCAAGGACAAGAUCCUCAUGGGCCCAGAGAGGAGGAGUGUGGAAAUUGACAAGAAGAACAAGGAGAUCACAGCGUACCAUGAGUCUGGCCACGCUAUCGUGGCGUACUACACCAAGGACGCCAUGCCCAUCAAUAAGGCCACCAUCAUGCCCAGAGGUCCUUCCCUGGGUCAUGUGUCUAUGCUCCCGGAGGAUGACCGCUGGAGCGAGACGCGUGCUCAGUUGCUGGCCCAGAUGGAUGUCAGCAUGGGAGGCCGCGUGGCAGAGGAAAUCAUAUUUGGCAAUGAGUUCAUUACCACUGGGGCAUCAAGUGACUUUGAUGCUGCCACCAAAAUUGCAAGAAUGAUGGUGACCAGAUUUGGAAUGUGUGAGAGGCUGGGUGUCAUGACCUAUGCCGACCAAACGAAACAGAGCCCGGAGACACAGGCUGCCAUCGAACAUGAAGUCAGGAUACUUUUAAAGGAUUCGUACGAGCGGGCCAGGGCGCUCCUCAAGUCUCACGCCAAGGAGCACAAGAACCUGGCCACCGCCCUGCUGCAGUACGAGACGCUGGAUGCCAAAGAGAUCAAGAUGGUACUGGAGGGCAAGGCCCUAGAGAUCAGAUGAGACUUCAAGGGUGGAGGCGUCACUCUGUUUAUUGGGGAGAUUGGGAUGGGGUGGGGAGUGGAGACAAAAUAUGGCUGUGGAUUAGGGUAGGGAAGCAUAGGAACUGUUGGGACUGGCUUUUUGGAAGGUAUUUGAACGUAAAUAUAUGAAAAUCAAGGUUUCAAGAUAAAAAAAUGAUCCUAUGUAAAUAUGUACGCUAACUACGCACACAGUCUUAUCUUCCUGUUAAUGUCUGGAUAGUUGUUAGGAUCCUUAUUGCCGAUAAAAUGAGGAUUGUGGGAUUUCCCUUGAAAUUGGUAGGGGCAAUCAGCAGUUGCUGCAUCCAUUUUUAGAUUUAUAAAUUAAUGAUAUGUACCCAUUUGAUUCUUGAAGAAUAUAACUUGUAAAUGCUGUUGUACCCCAUCAGAACCCAAAAUACAGAACCCAAAAUAUAAGCUUGUAUUACGUCAAUGUUUGUAAACAAACUAAAUGUAAACAAACACUGUAAAGCCUAAAAAUUGCCAGAUUUACACAUUUAGUUUUUAGUUUGAAUGUAUCCCAUUGUCAUAUGACCUCUUUUUCAAUGUACCCUGUCGGGUGUGUGUGUGUGCACAUGUGUAUGUGUGUUGAAUGUUUUAUGGCUAGUAAGUCCAAGUCCAGUGAGUCCAUGCCCUGGCUCCUCAGAAUUGUCUCUACCUGAGACUGUCAAUCAUGUAUUUGUAAUAAGGAAUCUGAUUCCCCCUAAAUAGUCGGAACAACUUUCCCCAGGUUUACCAAUAUUCCCAGGUUUGUCUGAGCCGUGUGUGCUAGUUGCCGUUUCGAAGAUGGCCUUUUGGGAAUGUACAUGUACCCGGAGUAGGGACUCUUUUGGACUUGAGCCACAAUUAAAAUGUGUCUUAGCACUUUGGUCAGUCUGAACACUUACUCUAUGUAUUUAUGUUAUCAAAUAUGUCAAUGCUGUGUGUAUAUAUAGAUGGGAGUGCUGCUGUGCUUUGAAAUUAGGCUUUUAUUCACUUCAUACUCAACGUUGGCAAAUUAAGCUGCGACAGGCCAUUGGAUUCUCUGUUUUUGGAUCAGAUUAGUCCAUCUAUUUACUAUGAAAUACCUUAAAGUUAUCUGGUUUCUAGGUCUAAACAAUUGUAACAGUUAAACCUAAGAGACCCUACAACUCCUCAUAUCCUGGUUCACUCCCCACUACUGCUGUGUACUCUCUAUUCACAUCUGAGCACAGCUGUCUCUCUAGCAUUACUUGAGUAGAUCUGUGAAUCUGUUUUUUUUUUUUUACAUUUCCUCACUUUGAAUGGUUUUAAGCACAGUAGCUCAGAACCUCACAGUGUAAGCAAGGACCGUCAUACUAAUUUGUUGACGUGUAGGCCUAUAAGGAAAACGGUCAAAUGCAUCUGUAGACAAUCGACUCAAUCACUGCAUUGUUGAAGCGAUUAUCUCCAUCUUUGGUGAGAAUUAACAGUUUUUACAGAAUGCUUUAGGCAAGAAUAUUGAACUCCUUUUGAAAUAAUGUUGAGUUGGAAGCGUUAAGAUUGUGAUACAAUGGAGGUUGAAAGCCAUACCUUUUAGGGUGUAAUAAUGUUCUUUUAGAGGCAAAGUUUAUUACAAUGUCUUGCAAAAGUAUUCAUACUCCUUGGUUUUCUUCACAUUUUGUGUUACAAAGUGGGAUUAAAAUGUUUUUAAUUGUAAUUUUUUGUUAACAAUCUACACGAAAUAGUAAAAUGUCAAGUGGAAGAAUAUUUUUUAAGAUUGAUAGAAAUUAAAUAACUGAGGUGUAUUCAGUCAAUAUACACAUUGAGUAUACAAAACAUUAAGGACACCGGCUCUUUCCAUGACCGACUGACCAGGUGAAUCCAGGUGAAAGAUAUGAUCCCUUAUUGAUGUCAGUUGUUAAAUCCACUUCAGUCAGUGUAGAUGAAGUGGAGGAGACCUGAAUGAAUUUCACCUGAAUGGGCAAGACUGGUUUGUGUUAAGAACUGCACCACUGCUGGGUUUUUACACUCAACAGUUUCCCGUGCGUACCAAGAAUGGUCCACCACCCAAAGGACAUCCAGCUAACUUGACACAACUGUUGGAAGCAUUUGAGCCAACAUUGGCCAGCAUCCCUGUGGAAUGCUUUCGACACCUUGUAGAGUCCAUGCCCCGAUGAAUUUACAUUGUUCAAUUCGUACGGGGGGUGGGACAACUCAAUAUUAGGAAGGUGUCCUUAAUCAUUUGUACACUCGGUGUAUGUUAGAAACACAUUUAGCAGUGACUACAGCUGUGAGCCUUCUUGGGUAAGUCUCUAAGAGCUUUACACAUCUGGAUUGUGCAAUAUUAGCCAAUUAAUUAUUUUUAUAAUUCUUAAAGCUCUGUCAAGAUGUUGGGACUCAUGGCUAGACAAAAAUGUUAGUCUUGCCAUAGAUUUUAAAUCCGAUUUAAUUCAAAACUGUAACUUGGCCACUCAGGUACAUUCCCUGUCUUCUUGGUAGGCAACUCCAGUGUAGAUUUGUGUUGUAGGUUAUUUUCCUGCUUAAUGGUGAAUUCUUCCCCCAGUGACUGCUGUAAAGCAGACUGAAGCAGGUUUUCCUCUAGGAUUUUACCUGUGCUUAGCACCAUCCCAUUUCUUUUUAUCCUGAAAAACUAUUUGCUGACGUCAAGCUUACCCAUACCAUGAUGCAGCCACCACCAUGCUGGAAAAUAAGAAGGCAGUUAACUCAGUGAUGUGUUGGAUUUGCGCCGAACAUAAGGCUUUACAUUUAGGCCAAAAAGUGUGUUCCUUUGCCGUUUUCUUUCUUUUCAGUCAUACUUUAUUCUGUAUAUUUGUAUUCUUCUUUUGACUGUCGUUUAAGUCAUUAUGUCGUCAUUACAAUGUUGCUGAUCCAUCCUCAUUUUUCUCCCAUCACAGCCAUUGAACUCUGUAACUGUUUUAAAAUCACCAAUUAUCUCGGCUCAGGAUAUGACCCAGAUGCAGACAAAGGAGAAGGAAGGUACAAUACACAGAGUAGUUUAUUAAACCACAGGAGGCAGGCAAAGGACAGAGAUAUUCCAUGUCUGAUUUGUUAUUGUUACCCAUCUUCCAAUCGCUGCCCUUCUUUAUGAAGCUUUCAAAAAGCUCCCUGGUCUUUGAAGUUGAAUCUGUUGCUUGAAAUUCAAUACUUGACUUAAGGACCUCACAGAUGUUGUAUGUAUAUCGGGUACAGCGGAAGGGUGAGUCAUCCAAAAAUCUGGUCAACUCCUAUUAUUUCACACAGUGAGUCCAUGUAACUUUAUUAUGUGAUUUGUUAAGCCACAUUUUACUCCUGAAUUAAUUUAGGCUUGCCUCAACAAAGGGGCUGAAUACUGAUGCAAUGAAUAUAUUUUUGUUCUCAUUUUUAUUUAUCUUAAAAAAAAGACUAUAUAUAUAAUCUUCCACUUUGACAUUACAGAGUAGAUUGUUGGGCAAAAAUUCCAAUUUAUUUUACACCCCCCCAAAAAUGUGAAGACAUCCGAGGGGUCUUAACUUUUGCAAGGUACUGUACCUACUGUGUACCUCAUUCCCAAGUGUAUAACCAGUAUCAUUAUGUGUAGGCCAAAACGCACAUUUGAGUUUUUCUUGCCAAAGUAACACAUUUUGAGCUCUCAAUGAUAUGACAGACGUUGGAGGAAUUUUUUGUGCAGCUCAAAUAAAUAAAUGAACAGAAAUGUAAUAAACCCUACUAUAAUAUUAACUGUG
Oncorhynchus masou masou (cherry salmon) is the source of this 6034-nucleotide messenger RNA. Its product is annotated as ATP-dependent zinc metalloprotease YME1L1-like. The record is from RefSeq and is a predicted model, not a curated record. Gene Ontology annotation, biological process: mitochondrion organization; protein quality control for misfolded or incompletely synthesized proteins. Gene Ontology annotation, cellular component: mitochondrial inner membrane. The transcript has 18 exons. Gene Ontology annotation, molecular function: metalloendopeptidase activity; ATP binding; ATP hydrolysis activity. Bases 196 to 2355 code for a protein of 719 amino acids. NCBI's taxonomy places the organism in Eukaryota, Metazoa, Chordata, Actinopteri, Salmoniformes, Salmonidae.